Gryllus bimaculatus (two-spotted cricket) is the source of this 432-nucleotide messenger RNA. The record is from the annotation of a GenBank genome assembly. NCBI's taxonomy places the organism in Eukaryota, Metazoa, Arthropoda, Insecta, Orthoptera, Gryllidae.
AUGACAAGUUGUGCGCCGCCCUCCUCACGAGACAGUCGCCCGGCCGCUCGGCUUGUGCGCGGGUGGUGUGGUUGGGCAAAGGAUAAACCCUUGAGCAUCCUUCAACUCGACCCAGCUGAUCGAGCGGUCCUGCGUAUUGCCGCGGCGCUAUCGUUACGUGAAGAGGCCAGGCCACGUUCCCAGAUGAUAGCGGAAAUCGAGCGCGGGGGGCAUCGGCACUGCAUCGUCUGUCACAUGGCGCGCACGCAACGUCGCCGGGCUGCCGUCGUGGACGCCGCGCCGCGGCAUCUGGGUGCGUGUAGCUGGAGGAGAAGGGGGGGGGGGGAUUCGCCGGUCCAGACGCCGUGCGGAGUGACGCGUGAACCGGGAAUGCGUUCGUUUGGAAACAUCCGGCCGACCCCACACGCGGCGAUUUGCGAGCGUCUGCUGUAG